Camelus dromedarius (Arabian camel) is the source of this 699-nucleotide messenger RNA. RefSeq names its product clarin 2 (gene CLRN2). Lineage: Eukaryota; Metazoa; Chordata; Mammalia; Artiodactyla; Camelidae. The coding region runs from base 1 to 699 and encodes 232 amino acids. The transcript is spliced from 3 exons. The record is from RefSeq and is a predicted model, not a curated record.
AUGCCUGGAUGGUUCAAAAAGAUGUGGUAUGGGCUGGCAUCCUUACUCAGCUUCUCCUCCUUCAUAAUGAUCAUCAUUGCCUUGGCGGUGCCCCACUGGCUGAGUGGGAAAAUCCUUUGUCAGACUGGAGUGGACCUGGUCAAUGCCACGGAUCCAGAGCUGGUCAAAUUCAUUGGGGACAUUUACUAUGGACUCUUCCGCGGGUGUAAGGUGCGGCAGUGUGGGCUCGGCGGCCGACAGUCCCAGUUCACGAUCUUCCCGCACCUGCUGAAGGAGCUCAGCGCGGGCCUGCACAUGACCAUCCUGCUGCUCCUCUCCCUGGCCCUGGCGCUGGCGCUGGUCAGCAUGGGCUUCGCCAUUCUCAACAUGGUCCAGGUUCCGUACCGAGCAGUCAAUGGCCCCGGGGGCAUCUGCCUGUGGAAUGUCCUUGCAGGCGGAGUGGUGGCUCUGGCCCUCGCCAGCUUCAUGGCUGCGGUGAAAUUUCACGACCUGACCAAGCGAAUCGCCAACUUUCAGGAGAAGUUCUUUCACUUCGUGGUGGUGGAGGAACAGUACGAAGAGUCGUUCUGGAUCUGCGUGGCCAGCGCCUCGGCCCACGCCACUAACUUGGUGGUGGUGGCCAUCAGUCAAAUUCCCCUCCCGGAGAUUAAGACCAAAAUAGAAGAGGCCACGGUCACGGCCGAGGAUAUCUUGUAUUAA